Molecule: messenger RNA, 3248 nt
Organism: Eremomyces bilateralis CBS 781.70
Lineage: Eukaryota; Fungi; Ascomycota; Dothideomycetes; Eremomycetales; Eremomycetaceae
Exons: 3
Coding region: 1-3144 (1047 amino acids)
Biological process (GO): phosphatidylinositol dephosphorylation
Cellular component (GO): intracellular membrane-bounded organelle
Molecular function (GO): phosphatidylinositol-3,5-bisphosphate 5-phosphatase activity
Source: RefSeq, a predicted model, not a curated record
AUGCCGGAUACUGCAGAUCAUGGGAACCCGCCCGCGAAAAGGCAUGAUCCGCAACUUGAAGGUGCUGAACAACUCGAAGAUCAUAUGUUAAAGAGCAAGGAUGGCUUCUCGAAUGAGGGUGGACCCAAUUCCACGAUUGAAAAUGCGUCUCCAGCAACGGAGAGCCUCCAGUUCGACGGCGCCCAGGAAGAAGAAGCGCUCAUCCCUCAAUCAUUUGAGCGAAGUAACAGCCCGACAACGAUGCAGAGAAAUAAAAGUGCCGGCUAUGAAAGAGUUGGCGAUAGUGCCCGACACAAGAUGCACCGUUUCAGUUUGUACGAGACGACAACGCGCUUCUAUCUCGUCGCGGGCGACGUCCUUGACCGACACUUUCGCGUCCUGAAAAUCGAUCGCACAGCACCGCCUGGUCAUCUCAAUAUUUUCGAGGAUGAGAUAGUUUACGACAAGCGCGAAAUGAACCAACUGCUAAAUGCCAUCGAUGACGGAAACAAGGCCAGCGGUGGACUGAAGCUGAAAUGCUCCAGCUGGGGACUGAUGGGCUUCAUUCGAUUUACUGAAGCUUACUACAUGCUUCUCAUCACGAAGCGGACUCAAGUGGCCAUGCUUGGAGGGCAUUAUAUCUAUCAAGUGGAUGGAACGGAGUUGAUACCUCUCACCACCGGCUCGACCUCGAAGUUUCAGCGCGACCGCAACCCAGAGGAGGCCCGAUACUUGAGCAUUCUCAAUAACUUUGACUUGAACAACAACUUUUACUUCAGCUACUCCUACAACAUCACCAGAAGCCUGCAGCAGAAUAUUAUCCGAGAACGAGAAGCCCUUGCUCAGGGCCAAACACCGUACCCGCACGACUGGAACGACAUGUUCGUCUGGAAUCGUCAUCUACUCAAUCCUGCAGUAGGUGUCAUUCAGAACACGUUCGAUUGGUGUCUGCCCGUGAUACAUGGAUUCAUCGCGCAGUCUUCCCUGAACGUGUUCGGUCGCAGGGUGUACUUGACCAUCAUCGCCAGGCGUUCGCGAUGCUUUGCUGGAGCAAGAUUUCUCAAACGCGGUUCAAAUGAUCUUGGAUAUGUGGCGAACGACGUUGAGACGGAGCAAAUCGUUUCCGAAAUGAUCACUACCAGUUUCCACGCCCCUGGACCCCGACUUUUUGCCAAUCCCACGUAUACAUCCUACGUUCAGCACCGUGGAAGCAUUCCGUUGUACUGGACGCAAGAAAAUACCGGGGUCACGCCGAAACCAGAUAUCGACUUGAAUCUCGUCGACCCAUUCUACGAAGCAGCGGCACUUCACUUUGACAAUCUUUUCGAACGAUAUGGAUCUCCAAUCUAUGCUGUCAAUCUGAUCAAGGCGAGAGAGCGUACGCCACGAGAAUCAAAACUCCUUUAUGAAUUCGAAAGUGCGCUACGGUAUCUGAACCAGUCAUUGCCGGAAGGGAACAGGAUCUUAUACAAGGCGUUCGACAUGAGUAGGGCGGUCAAGACGCGAGGCCAGGAUGUGAUUGGGACCCUGGACAUUCUUUCGGGGGAGAUUUUGGCGAAAACUGGAUUCUUUCAUAACGGUGGUGAAAAUGUUGGCCACCCGAGCCUCCAAAACGGAGUGGCGAGGACCAACUGUAUCGACUGCCUGGACCGGACCAAUGCUGCGCAGUCGGUCAUUGGCAAACGAGCGUUCGGGAGACAGCUGCAGUCUCUUGGCAUUAUUGAGGAACCGACCGUCGAAUAUGAAACCGAUGCCGCCGAUAUCUUCACGAAUAUGUUUCACGAGCACGGGGAUACCAUCGCGGUUCAAUAUGGCGGAUCCCAUUUGGUCAACACCAUGUCCACGUAUCGGAAAAUCAAUCAAUGGCAGUCUUCCUCCCGGGAUAUGGUGGAGUCAUUCAAGCGAUACUACAACAACUCAUUCAUCGAUGCACAGCGUCAGGAGGCAUAUAACCUAUUCCUUGGGAACUACAUUUACGCGCAAGGCCAGCCCAUGCUUUGGGAACUGGCAUCCGACUACUACCUGCAUCACCGAGAUCCUCGAUCGUGGAAUGAUAGUCGUGCUCAAAGGCGAAACUAUAUCCAGUGGUAUACGCCAAAGUUCCUUGAGAGACGAUCUCUACCACACUCCCCGGAGCAGGUUGACGAUUACUGGCUAGAAUUUUAUCGUCCAUUGGCAAUAUCGUCACUUGCGAAGGUCUUCUCGUAUCGACUGAUUGUAAACACUCGAUAUAUUUCUGGCACUGGGGCCCCCUCGGUAGGAACAGGGCAUCAAGAUUCUCGCCAAGGUCUGUCUCCAUUUCGGCCUCGACGGCGCCCCGACCCAGAGCGACCGACUACUCCAGACAAGAAAACGCGAAAAGGCGUCACCAUCUUUGAUCCGCUACGCGAUGACGUGUCCAUCAUCACCCGCCCAGGAUCCGCCCCUCGCGAAAUUUCUCCAAUUCGCCAAGGAAUCAUCCGAGAGUCCAAACCCACGCGACUAAAUCCGUAUGAAUCGGCUCAACCACUCCCAGCCCCGGCAUUCUCAAUCGGAUCUCUUCCGGUUGCCUCCAGCCAUGAUGCUGUCCCUUACUCUUCGAUCACAACGGGUACAUCGAACUCCUUGUCAAGCUCCUUUCCACCUGGAGAUAAAACCCUUCAGCACUUAUGGACCCUGAAUCAGUUCCACCAUCACAGUCUCAAUCCCACUGUCAGUGCCGCCGAAGCAGAAGAAUACGAUCAAUAUGUACGACAUCCCUUGGAGCUGCCCCUGGUUGUGGGCAAUGAAUUGCCCGGUUCGGAGGAACUUGCCGCACUUAUUCAGUCCGGUGAGUUCGGCGAAGAUAGCAGUCUGGUAGACUUUAUGGUCUACGUGGGCGGAAAAGAUCUCAAGCGCGAUCUUGCGUCAGGCUCGAUGCUGGGUCGAAAUGCCUUGGGCAUAAAUAUCACGGACGAGGAAAUGGACAAUGGGGCUGCGCGUUGGCAGAAAGAGCGACCUUGGGAGCCCGAUGAGGAGGUGUUGGAGGAGUACCAUGAUUAUCUUGUCUUGCCCGAUGAUCCGCUGACAGUGAGGGGGGAUGACGGAGCGAAAAAACGAUAUAAGGCCUACCGGCAGUGGCUUCGUGGGAAGAGUUUGUUUAAGCAGAGUAAAGUGGACCCGGAGUAUAGGCCGGAUGCGCCAUGAUUUGUAAAGUGUCCACUCAACAAGAUGUACAUUCUCUACGAUCAAUUCAGUCUGUGACUCUCUCUAUUAGUGACGCUGACAAGAGACGUGGAAUACUGGAAGGG